GCCGUGGUGCAGAAGUCAGGAACAGCGACAUCCCACUUCGGAGCUCCCAUCUCCAACCCUCCAGCCCAUCCUGAAUCACUUAAACAGUCGGUCACUGUCGUCAAGAUGCGACCUCUUACAGAAGACGAGACGCGUACCGUCUUCGAAAAGAUUGCCAACUAUACCGGCGGCUCGCUGAAGAACCUCAUUGCGCCGCUACCGAACGGCGACCGGUUCGUCCUCAGAAUACAGAAGGAUCGCGUGUACUAUGUGCUCCUGUCGAUCGCGAAUCUCGCUACGUCCAUAGCCAGAGACAAGCUCCUCUCCGUUGGGACAUGUCUUGGCAAGAUUACCAAGACAGGAAAGUUCAGACUUCACAUCACAGCCCUCGACAUUCUGGCAAGCCACGCACGCUACAAACUGUGGCUUAAACCCAAUGGCGAAAUGCCCUUCCUCUACGGCGGACACGUAGUGAAGGCCCACGUUGGGAGAUGGUCGGAUGACUGCCCCGAGCAUCAGGGCGUAGUGGUGUACAACAUGCAGGACGUUCCUAUUGGAUUCGGUGUAACGGCUCGCAGUACGGCGGAGGCGAAACGGUUGGCUCCCACCGGAAUAGUGUGUUUCAGGCAGGCGGAUUGCGGCGAGUACGUCCGGGAUGAAGACAACCUGUUCACCUCAGGUUGAAGGCCCAUAGAGUGCUACGAAAAAGAGAUGAGAUGGUUGGACAUAGGUGCCGCUCCUGGGAGGAACUUGCAUGGCCGGCGUUCGAGGAGUAUCAAAACUAUCCAGAGGAAAGUACUGGCAAAAAUGUUUUUCAUAGUAACUUUGGCCAUUUGAGGCCAUGAUAUUUUCAUGAGUUUCUAGUUUAAUACUUCUCAUGUGUUGGCGUUAUGUCUGUGCUCUGAGUAGAUGGCAAAGCAUGUGCGGCAAAGUGACCACGUAUAUACCAAG
This is a messenger RNA of Sodiomyces alkalinus F11, 930 nucleotides long. Its product is annotated as 60S ribosome subunit biogenesis protein NIP7. Gene Ontology annotation, biological process: ribosome assembly; ribosomal large subunit biogenesis. NCBI's taxonomy places the organism in Eukaryota, Fungi, Ascomycota, Sordariomycetes, Glomerellales, Plectosphaerellaceae. The transcript has 2 exons. Gene Ontology annotation, molecular function: RNA binding. Bases 106 to 663 code for a protein of 185 amino acids. Gene Ontology annotation, cellular component: nucleolus; preribosome, large subunit precursor; nucleus. The record is from RefSeq and is a predicted model, not a curated record.